AUGACGACAGGUGUAUUAGGCGGCGCUGCGGCCUCCAGAGGCUCCAUCUCAACAACAACGACAACAACAGCAAUGGGAUCAAUAGGAGCACCGCACGAGGAAGUCUCCUCUACGGUUGUGGAUCAUCUGCGAAAUGCCAUUCGACAGGCGAUGAAAGAUCCCGAGACGGCGGAAGUUGUGGAAUUACUUUGCGAUAAUAACGGAUGGACAGUGGAGGAUUUCCUGCAGACUCCACAUAAAUUUACCACCAUGGAACUUUUUCUUCUCUCUACACCGCAGUUACGGGAAAUACGACUUUUUCCAUACUUAACGGUUGUGAAAAUUAUUCAUGUUGGUUUGGAAAGUAUGGAAAGUUUUUCCCAUCUUCAUCAUGUAGAGGAGUUGUGGCUUAAUGAGAACAAUAUUCGCGAAAUUGAGGGAUUACAACAUAUGCAUCAACUUAAACAACUCUUUUUGCAGGGAAAUUUAAUUGAAUCUAUGGAAGGAAUUCCACAUCUUCCCCAUCUACAAAAGAUGUGGCUUUGCGGUAACCGAUUACGACGUAUUACUGGAUUGAAUUUAUUACCUAAACUAAAAUCUCUUUGGAUUGCCUCUAAUCGCAUUGCAUCACUUGAAGAUGCCUUUACAACUAGUUCCAUACGUUUAGAAGAACUUAAUUUGGCAAAUAAUCAAAUCUACUUCUUGGGUCAACUGACACACUUAACAACACUAAAGUCAUUACGUAAUCUUUGGCUUAGUGAUCCUAUGUAUGGUAGUGCUCCAGUUUGUCGCUUGAAUAAUUAUACUACAUUUUCACUUUGUCACUUAUCACAAUUGGAACAAUUAGAUGGAGUCUCUAUUACUUCAGAACAACGUACACUUGCACUUUCUGUUUAUGCAAAGAAAUGCAUUUAUUAUAGUAUGCGAAGUGCUAUUCUUGAUAGAAAUAUUGCUGUUCUUACUGAUAAAAUAAAACAAGAAACUGAAAGUAGAAGAAAUGCUGCACGUCAAGCAUUACGUCAAUUAGAUCUUGAACUUAUUAAAGCAAAAGAAUAUGAAUUACAAAAAACUUCUACAAAAGAAGGAGAAAUGAAAGAUGAAGAAGAAACUUUAAUGUUUAAAUUACAAAGGGCUCGUGAAACAAGAGAAGUAGAACUUGAAAGAAUUGAACGUUAUUUACUUGAUGCUAUUCAACGUACAAUACUUGAAAGUGAUGGUUUUCAUGAACGACUUACUUUAGAACUUAAUUCUUGUGGUAAUAUUCGUAUAGAAGAAGGAACUGAUAGUGAUAUUUGGUGUACAAAUGCAAAAGAAUUAUUAUCUACAAGAUUUGAUGCUAAUUUAUAUGAAAAUAUGGGAAUAACGGGUGUAAAGGUAAAUCGUGUUUUUCGUAUAAUGUGUCAAGGUAUACGUGAACGAUUUGAUAGUCGUAUGCGGGAAUUGGAUAUUGAUCUUGCAGAUACACGUAAUCGCCGUGCCUUAGUAAGAUUAUUUACUCCUGUACCACACGAAUUACAAGCUCAACGUAAUUUUCUUCAUGAAAUUAUGAUUAAUGGUUUUACAGGUCUUUAUGCGGAAGAAGAGGGAGUUCCUCUUACUAAUAGUUUAUUCUACGCUGAUCAAGAACGAUUAUCGGUGAUAAAUCAUCAUCAUAAGGGGCGAUAUGAUAUGUAUGGCCAUACAUUACCUCCAGAUGCCUUAUCUGGUCAAGUUAUUGUAUCUCGUUUAUUUUUAGGUAAAUGUGUAGCGGAGAUGGGUGGUGGACGUGAUCCUGCGGCGAGUGGGGAACAGCCUUUUAUAAAGAGUGAUAAACGUAAUAUUACCAGACGUCAUUACGGUGAAGAGGUAUUUUCUAUUUAUCGUACAUCUCCACAUGAUACAUCUGUUAAAGUGUGGCAUAUGUUUGAUAAGUAUUUACUACUUCCAGAAUAUGUAAUUGACUAUACAUAUAUUACUAAAAGUCAUUUAUCUGUAAGUCCAGCACUUUCUAUUUAUGAUGAUUUAGCAGGACUUCAAACAUUACUUAAAAAGACUGUACCAGAAUGUUCUCAAGAUGCUCUUCAUGAUACCCUUACGGUUGGAUAUGCAAUGUUUGCUUUCCUUAACUGGUUGAAUUCAAAUGCUUUUCAUUUAUUCGCUAUUGAAGAAACCGCAACUGUGGUACAACGAGCAAAGGAGUUAUACCAUUUAAAACAAAAUACUAUUGAUGUAAAUGGAAUACUUGAUGAUAAUAUUCUUGAAAACUAUGAAAAAAAUAUGAAAUCUAUUCCUGCGACAGAGUUAGCUUCCUAUUGUAAUAUGUCCAAUCAGAAAAUUACUUCCAUUUCAGAGACAUUAACUUCUUCCCUAUGGGGAUCUCUUAAGAAACUCUAUUUACAGAAUAAUAAUAUUUCAUCGUUUUCAUGGGAAUCAUUAGCGAAUGCAGCACCUUUAUUGGAAACUCUAGAUCUUGGUAAUAAUGAACUUCGACAAAUGGAACUUGGGAGUGCAAAAUUUCCUGCUCUCCUUAAACUUUGUCUUAGUUUUAAUCAAUUUCACAUGCUAGAGGAUUUAUUACAAGUUCGUGAAAAUAUGCCAUUAUUAGAGGACUUUCAAAUGGAUCACAAUCCAUGGAUGGUUCUUAAAGAUGCUGAAAUUUAUUGUUUUGCAGUGAUUCCACAGUUAAGAUGUCUUAAUGGUGUCUCUAUUUCACGAAAUGCAUACCUCACAUUUCUUAAAAAACGUACAAUUCUACUAGAUCAAAUGACACUACAACAUAUCAUAUCAGAGGAACAAAAACGUCAUUAUCAGGCAUCUAUUACUAGAUACUUGAGUAUUGGGGAUGAUGAAAGUAAUAACAUCAACGGUAGUAGUAGUGGGAACAACAACCAUAGCCAUAACAAUAACAAUAACAGUAACAAUAAUAAUAAUAAUAAUAAUAACAAACACAACAAAAGUGGUAGUAUUAAAAAUGGGGAUGUUGUUAGAAUUCGUUUUUUUGAUCAGGUAUUUGCAGAAAUGGCAGAACAAUCAGGUAGUGAUUCUGUAGUUCCUAUACCUUCAAAAAGAACAUCCUCCUCAUUUUCGUUUCUUAAGAGUGCUCGUGUGUUUUGUUUUCGUUUGAGUCUUACACAAAGUCUUUCAUUUGUUACACUCUUACCGCAGUUACGUCACCUCAAUUUGUCAUCUCACCUUAUUGAAGAUCUUUCACCUUUGGCAGAACUUCGACAUCUUCGAACAUUAAAUGUAAGUGAUAAUCUAAUUAAAUCGGCUAAACCAUUAGCUGGUAUUAGACUAAUAUCACUAGAUUUAUCACGAAAUCAACUUUCUGGAACUGAAGGACUAGAGAACCUUAGUGAAUUACGUUUUCUCUCCAUAGGACAAAAUUCCAUUACGAAUGUAUCCACACUACAGGGAUGUAAUUCUCUGGAGGAACUUUACUUUGCCGAUAAUCUUAUCAGUGAGGUACGUGAUUUAUACCCACUACGUCAUUUUCCACGACUUCUUUCUAUGGAUGCAGUGGGUAACCCUUGUGCGGGUCGAGGAUCUGCGGAACAACGACAAGAGUACCGUAAUUACAUCAUUUAUAAUCUUCCCAAGUUAAAGGUAUUGGAUGGUAUACCCAUUGGUGAAUCUGAACAGCAAAUGGCAAAGGAAGUAUUUUCUGGUCGAGUGAACUCUGAAAUGCUGGCAGAACGUGUUGGUGCAUCCAGUCAAUGGGGAAGUGUACAUGAAGUAGAUCUCUCACAAUGUGGAUUACGUGAAGUCAUUAUGUUGGAAUCCUUUUCUCGUCUUCAGGUAUUACAUCUUCAUCAUAAUUGUCUAGCUCAACUUGACGGAUUGUUGAAAUUACACAAUCUUGUCGCCUUAAACCUUUCACAUAAUAGACUUGGACAAUAUGCGGUUGGAACUGCCUUACAACACUUGGAAAACUUGCGGUCUCUUUCAUUAGAGAGUAAUCAUAUUACAGAUCUCACAGUAUUGGCUCUCACUUUACCUCGACUUAAAUUUUUAAACCUAAAAGGGAAUGAAAUUGUGUCUAUCGAUCAAGGUUUACAGGGACUAACAGAUCUACGGGAAUUACUAUUAGAUAAUAAUAAACUUCGAUCUCUAGGCCCUGAUUGUUUCGCGAAUAAUCUACAACUUACAGAUAUCUCCGCAGAAGAAAAUUAUAUUCGAUCUACAGAAGGUCUUCAACCAUUAGUUCGUCUUGAAAUGUUAGGACUUGGUUCAAAUCGAUUAAGUGAUCUACGUGCACUACUGAAUGAUCUUCGAAAUGCCUGUUGUUUAGUAAAGGUAACAUUCAUUGGAAAUGCUAUUGCACGCAAGACUCCAUAUCGUGCGCAAACCAUUGCGGCCUUACCCGCAUUAACAAUGUUAGAUCACAAGGAAGUGACGAUAGAGGAACGUGAUAAGGCAGAGUUAAUGCGGGCCGCAGAGCUCUCCACUCCACAUAAUGUCGUGCUCGAUCCCACCUUCUCCGUAGAUGCGGUGGCGGGUGUGCGAAUGAAUGGAGCCGCAGGGGCCACACUGCGGACACUACAGCAGCAACAACAACAACAACAACAACAACAACAGCCAUCAUCAUCAACUCGUUUCCCUCUUAAUAUUCAACCGAGAGGACAACUCCCAGCCUACAAGAAUGCGCGAUCGGUGACACAACUGCGGGACACAGUGAAUGGAAAGGGUUUCAUACCGCGUCUGCAGGGCAGUCGGUAG
Molecule: messenger RNA, 4677 nt
Organism: Trypanosoma theileri
Lineage: Eukaryota; Euglenozoa; Kinetoplastea; Trypanosomatida; Trypanosomatidae
Product: putative leucine-rich repeat protein (LRRP)
Exons: 1
Coding region: 1-4677 (1558 amino acids)
Molecular function (GO): protein binding
Source: RefSeq, a predicted model, not a curated record